Molecule: messenger RNA, 885 nt
Organism: Phytophthora nicotianae INRA-310
Lineage: Eukaryota; Oomycota; Peronosporomycetes; Peronosporales; Peronosporaceae
Exons: 2
Coding region: 1-885 (294 amino acids)
Source: RefSeq, a predicted model, not a curated record
AUGACUCGCGCCAAGAUCAACUGGUUUUUUCUGGCUAAAGACUACCCGUCCUACGAUAGCGACAUGCUCCUGGACUCGCUCAAGGCUUACACCGUGAGCAUGAGCGGACUGUCGCCUUGCUCGUUGUGUGCUGAGCCUACGCCGCAUAACAUGCGCACAAGAAUUCUGCUCUGCAAGUGCACGGCCUGCAAGGCCGUGGCGCCCUACGCGCGCUGUCCGUGGAAGGGCAGAGUGCAGCUUUGCAUUUUGUCCAACGUAGUGAACGUCUCGGAGGGCAACAAGCACGUGUCGUCGCUGCGCCCAACUCGACGCGCUCAUCUCACCGAGGAAAUGAAGGCGUUUGCGCGCGACAUGUGCGCCUACAACCACAAGCCUAUGAAUAUAUACAAUGGAAUCGUCAGACGCUUCCAGGUUGGAGAGGCAACAAUGCCCACAUUGGCGAUGGUACAGCGAUUCGUACAGCACUUCCGCCGCGCUAAUCUGGGCGGAAGCGACUUCCACGACGACGUCACCGCUAAAGUGCGCGAGCACGCAUUUCGAGGAACCGAGGAGUUGACGCAGCCUUUCACGUUCACGUGGCGAUCAAACGCCGAGGGAGAACCCAUCGUUGGUCGCGGCUCGGACACCGACUCGUUCGUUGUUGGUGUGUCGUCUAAGCAGCUCCUACUGCGGCUAGACCGCGAACCGGACGCCUACGUCAUGCAUCUUGAUGCGACAUACAAGCUGAGUCAGGUUGACUAUCCUGUCAUGGUGGUCGGAAUCUCAGACUGCAUGAGUUCCUUCCACCUGGUAGCGUUUGUCAUACUUUCACAGCAAACCGAACAACACUUCACCGAAGCGCUUGCAAUGCUGAGGCCAACUCGCUGUUCGUUUCGUCAUGGGUGA